This is a messenger RNA of Caenorhabditis remanei, 3672 nucleotides long. RefSeq lists its product as uncharacterized. Bases 1 to 3672 code for a protein of 1223 amino acids. The record is from RefSeq and is a predicted model, not a curated record. Gene Ontology annotation, molecular function: ATP binding; transmembrane receptor protein tyrosine kinase activity. Gene Ontology annotation, cellular component: signaling receptor complex. The transcript is spliced from 15 exons. Gene Ontology annotation, biological process: cell surface receptor protein tyrosine kinase signaling pathway; positive regulation of kinase activity; protein phosphorylation. NCBI's taxonomy places the organism in Eukaryota, Metazoa, Nematoda, Chromadorea, Rhabditida, Rhabditidae.
AUGAUGAGAGUGCUGCUUGCCGUACUGCUUUUGGUUUAUGCCAUAGUUGCAUUUCAACCACCUACAAUUGAUGUCAACGACCAUUUGGUUCAGGAUCAUGCUAGUAUUGGUAGAUUUGUUGAGUUGAUGGAGCAUGACACACUUGUACUCAAAUGUCAUGGUCGAUUUGACGAUCUGAAGUACACAUUUCCAAAUUUAAAUGAACAUCGCGGAUACAAUGAAUCAGGGUUCGAAGACCGUGUUGAAGAAACAAUUGACGAAGCGUUUGGAGAUACCAUGCUCACAAUCAACGAUGUCCGAGAAUCCGAUACUGGCACGUAUUCCUGCAUUUCAAUGGAACAUCCAUCAUUGAACGACACUCUCCACGUGUUUGUCUAUGGAUCAAGAGUUUUCCUUCCACUCACAUCAGUGAUGAUUAUGUACAACGAAGGAGAAGUGAUGAUGCCGUGUAAAACCACCAAGUUUGUCGACAAAAAUGAUAUAGAACUCUACGCUAACGAAGUUCUAGUGAAAGCUGCGUCAAAAAAUUAUGACCAACGGUACGGCUACAAAAUCACGAAAAAGCUCUACGACGUGAAACCAAUUCAAGGCGUUAAGUUUGAGUGCCGUCACAAAAAAGAACCACGUCAAGAAGUCGACUACAUAAUUUCUGAAAACGUCAGAAGUUCAAAUACUGACAACGACUUCAAUUUUUAUUGGAGCAAUGGACAUGAGUGGCCAUAUGUUGGAUACAACUACACUUUGAUCUGUAAUCUUGCAUACAAUGGUACACAAGAAUUCAAAGCUUACGAGAAUAACCUCCAUAUCGAGUGCCCACAAUGCUCAAAUGUUGCAGGGAGUCACGUUUAUGUUGAACGCAACAAAAAAGCAAAUGAAAAUAGACUGGUGGCAAAGCUUCAUAUUGCACACUUGGAAUUAGAAGACACUGGUUCUUAUAAAUGCAUUUGGAAAAAUGAAUACACCGAUGACAAAUUCAUUGAAUAUCACUUAUCGAAUAUCUCUCCGACAAGAUCUCAAAUCAAGAUUCUUGAAAGAAGUCCACAAAUUCUCAGGAUCAAAGAAGGUCGUUCCACUGCUUUGUCUGCGAAGUUUGCUGUUUUUCCCGCCGAUGAAGAGAGUUACACAGCAACAUGGAGUAGAAUGUACAACUCUUCGAUAAAAGACGGACCACAAAGUGAAACAAUUAUCACUGAUGAGAAACGCACUAUUUCUGCUGAGGAUUUAAAGAAUGGAGUAUUUACGGAGACAUUGAAUCUCAGUAGUGGAUCUGUAACAACCAGUAUGAGUGGAACGUACCGGCUGUCAAUUUCACAUAUAAACAGCAGCCAUAGUGUGCAAUGGGAGGUGGCAAUUGAAAAUGAUGAGCCAGAUGUGCAAAUUACGGUCCGUGAACCGUCUUCGUUCAUUGUUUUCAACCAGCAAUUUUAUCCACCCGAUACACACCUUCACAUUGAUUGCAUCUCAAUUUCCAUCCCUCCGGCAGAUGUUGUUUUUGAGAGAAAAGACACUGAAACAGGAGAAUUCCAAGCAAUUGAUUCAAGUCUUUUGAUAGAAGUGGGAGGAACAUACGAGAAAGGUUUUAUUUGGAAUAUGACACUGACAGAAGAUGUUGAGUUGAGAUGUGUUAGUGAGAAACAUGGAAAGAAACACAUAACCAAAAAAUCCAUUAUUGUGGCUGACGAAGCAUUGAAAGUAAAUUCAAAGAUUACGAAAAGCAAGAAAGCAACUAAAUCAGAAGAAGAAGACAAUGCGAUAUACGAAGGAGAUCACGUCAGACUCACGUGUGUUGUUCCUACUGGUGCAGUCGAUUGGGAUGUUUCAUGGCGUUUUGAGGGAAAUGACCUUCCGUCAUCAGAAACCAAAGUCAAAGGACAUUCUAAACACGUCACCCUUCAAAUUGAAGACAUUACGACCAGUUCAAGUGGGAAAUAUUUCUGUGUUGUUAAAAAAGGUGGUUCUGAGGAACUUCUUGAAACUGUUGUCAAAGUGGAGAGCAUUUCAAAGCCACACCACACCGAUGCUGAUUCUCAAUCAAUCGUUGCAGUCAAUUAUGACGAGACUUUUGUCAUAAAUUGUAACAUGGCAGGUAAACCAGCAGCCGAAUUCACGUGGUUCAAAAAUGGCAACCCGUACACGCAUGGAGAACAAAUUGGGUCUUUGUUGAAAGUGACAAGAGCACGCGCUGAAGAUGAUGGACAAUUCCAUUGCUUGGCUACGAACCGAGCGGGAGCAACAAGUAAUUAUAUUGAAGUCAAAGUGGACGGAGUUCCGAAAGGAUCGUCAUUCUUGUACUGGUUUUUUGUUUUCAUUGUUUUUCUGGCAGUCGUCGCCAUCUGUUUUCUGGUUUAUAAAGUUAGUAGCUGGAAGAAACUGGCAAAACAAAAGGACAUUACACUCAACGAGUUAUAUAACAUGAUUGAACACAAUGCGGGACCGUUGCCAGAGGAAAUGAAAGCAUUGCCAAUCGAAGAACGAACAUAUUAUCUUCCUUACAACACGAAUUAUGAGAUUGACCCUGUCAAUCUGGAACUAUUGGAACCAUUGGGCUCAGGUCAUUUUGGAGUUGUCAAGAAGGGAUACUUGCAAAUGGCAGAUCCUAAAAGUCAGAUUGAAUACAAAACUCGUUUGCCAGUUGCUGUUAAAAGCUCCACGAACCCAUAUAAUGUUGAGCUGCAAAGAAUGAUGGCAGAAGAACUCAAAAUUAUGUGUGCUAUUCCAAAACAUCCGAACGUACUUGCUCUGGUUGGAGCUGUCACCGCAAACAUGAGAAAAGGUCAACUUUUCAUUGUCACCGAGUACAUAGAUGGUGGUAGUUUGAAAGAUUACCUUUUUAAUCAUCGAGCUUUUUUCAAGAAUGAGCUUGUUGAGGAUGAGGAAAUUCCGGUUGACGACAGUUACAUGGUACCGAAUAGUGUGAAGAAGAAGAAAUAUAAGUUUGAAGACGAUUCCGAAGCAAGUGAACAAUUGUUGAGUGGUGAAACAAAUUAUCUCUGCACAUCUGAUCUACUGUCGAUUGGACUUCAAAUUGCCAAUGGAAUGGAAUGGCUCGCUAAUGUCCCAUGCGUUCACCGUGAUUUGGCUUGUCGUAAUGUUCUGAUCACCAAAACAAAAAUUGUCCGUAUUGCUGACUUCGGACUUGCCAAAAGACACACCAACAAGAAUUACUACAGAACAAAGAAAAGCAAAGACACUCCACUUCCAGUCCGUUGGCUACCGGAAGAAUCAUUCGAUUUAUUCAAAUUUAACGAAAAAUCCGACGUGUGGUCAUUCGGAAUAUGUCUCUAUGAAAUUUUCACUCUUGGAGGAACGCCAUAUCCAGGCAUGGAUAACUUGGCUGUUGUCAAGUUUGUUAGAGAAGGUCACCGGAAUACUCAACCAGAGUACUGCCACGACGAUAUCUUUGAGUUGAUGAAAAAGUGCUGGCAAGAAUCCCCAAAGGAUCGACCAACCUUCUCCGAGUGCAUUCAGCAUUUCAAAAAUCAUAUGGAAGGGUGUGCCAGCUCACUGAUUGAUCGGAUCGACAACAUGUUGCACAUGGAGAGAGAGGAGCAACUGAAACUCGAGGAGUGGACCCAAAAAUCUCGGCCAGAUAUUCCUGGUGCCAGAUUCAAGAAGUCACCGAAAAAGCAGGCUGCUGAAGAGAGAUACUUGAUUGUGGAAAGUCAUGCCUAA